UGUGAUAACUACACAGUGAAUGAGUAAAAUGUUUUAUUUAACUGUGACUCGCGAUGGUAACCGGCAGGAAAUUUUUACGGCUUAUUUUAAAGCCCCAACCUUUGACGUUGAGGAAGUAUUCCACGGAGGUGCCAGGUUUGUUGGCCGGCAUCAAUGUUUUGGAUCUGACGAGGGUGAUAGCUGGCCCCGUUUGCACUUUGACCCUGGGUGACCUGGGCGCUAAUAUUAUCAAAGUCGAAAGUCUGGACGGCGAUGAAGCAAGGAAAUGGGGUCCGCCAUUCAUAAAAGAUAAUAAAGAUUCGUAUUAUUUCUUGUCUGUGAAUAGAAAUAAAAAGAGUGUGUGUGUUGACUUGAAGAGUCGGGAAGGUAAGAACAUAAUAUACGAUUUGGCAAAGAAAUGUGACGUAGUGGUUGAGAACUAUCUGCCCGGGAAGCUGGAUCAGCUCGAGGUUGGCUACGAGAAACUGAAGACGAUCAAUCCUAAGUUGAUAUAUUGUGCUAUUACAGGGUUCGGACCUACAGGACCCUACGCUAAAAAACCUGGCUACGAUGUUAUAGCAUCAGCUAUGGGCGGCCUUCUAAACGCAACAGGCGAACGGAACGGCAACCCCGUAAAGCCAGGUGUUGCCAUAACAGACGUGACCACAGGCCUCCACGCUUUCGGAGCGGUUAUGACGGCGCUCUACUACCGCCAAGUUACUGGUAGAGGGCAGAAGAUAGACUGCAACCUUCUCUCCACGCAGAUAUCCAGCAUGAUCAAUAUCGCUAAUAUUUACUUGAAUUGCGGCAUCGAAAGCGAACGAUGGGGUACCGCACAUGCGAAUCUAGUCCCGUAUCAAGCGUUUAAAACAAAAGACGGUGAUAUGGUAUUAGGCACAGGGUCGAACGCCCAAUUCGCUGACUUCUGCAAGCGGAUCAACAAAGAAGAACUAAUACAAGACGCCCGUUUUAAAGAUAAUUCGGCACGCGUACAGAAUCGUGAUGCCAUUAUAAAGAUUAUAAGUGAUGUGAUAAAAACAAAGACGAGGAAGGAAUGGUCGAAAAUAUUCAGCGAUGCAUCGUUCCCGAAUGGUCCAGUGAAUACGAUGAAGGAUGUUUUCGAAGAUGAGCACGUGAAAGCUAUAGGGCUGGUGAAGGAGCUGCCGCAUCCUCAAGCAGGGACCGUGAAGGUGGUGGGAGCACCGACAGUUUAUAGUGAGGGUGGUAAUUACGCGAGAACAGCGCCUCCCACUCUUGGGCAGCAUACUAGGGAAAUUCUGUCCAAUUUCCUAGGUUACAAAGAGAGUGAAGUCGAUAAUUUGUAUACCAAAAACGUUGUAAAAUAAUCUUUUUUUAUGAAACAUGCUGU
Molecule: messenger RNA, 1348 nt
Organism: Achroia grisella
Lineage: Eukaryota; Metazoa; Arthropoda; Insecta; Lepidoptera; Pyralidae
Product: succinate--hydroxymethylglutarate CoA-transferase
Exons: 3
Coding region: 54-1325 (423 amino acids)
Molecular function (GO): catalytic activity
Source: RefSeq, a predicted model, not a curated record